AUGAAAGUAAAAAAGACAAGAAGACAGAAACGAAAAUUGCUUGUUAAUGAAACGAGAGUUAUAAAACCUGAGAAAAUAACAAGAAGCGAAGAAUCGGAAGGAGCUGAAUCUGUUGCCUAUGAUUUUAUACCAGAUACUAUGCCUACUAGGGCUGUCUAUCGUGAACAACUGGAGAUUGGAUUCAGGAACCAUCUGCUUGUCCUUUUACAAGGGCCAAUCGGUUGUGGUAAAACAUCGAUAGUGAGGGAGGUUGCACGUAGUAUGAAGUUACCAUGCCGAAUUGUACAAAUGGGUGAACAAAUUGAUUCAAAAACUUUGUUUGGAGCAUUUCAUUGCUUGGAUGUACCUGGUGAAUUUUGCUGGAAACAAAGCACCUUCACGAAAUAUAUUCUUGAUAAGGGAAUCAUACUUUUGGAAGAUAUCGAUUGUGCUUCGUCGGAUUUAAUAUCACAAAUAAUCAACUUAUGUAAUAGUCGUGAAGUGCAACUAACUUCCGGUGAAACAAUACGAAUGCAUAAUGAAGCUUAUAUUAUUGUUACGAUGAGGUGUACAAAGCGAGAAAGAAGUUUCCGAUCAGCUGAUAUUGAAUUGUUACUUACUUCCAUACCUUUCCAAAUUUGGUUGCCACCAUUUACAAAUAACGAACUUCAUCGUGCUAUUUGCAUUUUAUGCAAAAGGGUUGCUCCAAUUGCUCAAAAAUUGUUAACUCUAUUCGAUGAACUUAUUAACAGCCCAAUCAACCAGUUGAAUGGCAGGAAAUUGGGAGCGACAGAUUUAUUGAAAGCCUGUAAACGUGUCAAUGACUUGAAUGAUCUAUCCGACUCAGUGGCUGUUUUUCAUGAAUUGAUCGACUGUUGGACAGUUCACUGCCGCCGACAGGAAGAUGUUUUUUCAUUGUCGGAAAUAAUUGCGAGCAGUUUAUCUCUGAAUCAUGAACAACUGAUGUAUCAUUUGAAUCUUCGAUUGCCUGAAAUUUCAGUUACACAAACCUGUAUGAAAUGUGGUCGAGUAAAUCUGCAGAGGAAUCGGAUAGCAACAACAAGAGAGAGCAAAGUUACUCGUUUUGGUAUCACACGUAAUGUAUGUCGACUGUUGGAGCAGAUAGCAGUUUGUGUAAAUCGUCUGGAGCCAAUAUUGCUUGUUGGUGAAACUGGUGUUGGUAAAACAGCCAUUAUACAGCUACUAGCAGAUAGCAUUGGCACUACUCUUAGAGUUGUAAAUCUCAGCCAGCAUUCAGAUUCAUGUGAUUUAAUUGGCGGAUAUAAACCAGUAUCAGUACCGUAUUUGUUACGACCACUAAAAAAAGAAUAUGAUGAACUGUUUGCUGCAACGUUUGAUUUGAAAAAAAAUGAAAAAUUUUUGCAUCAUUUGGAGGUGAAUUUUUUAUCCCUUUUUUAA
Messenger RNA from Acanthocheilonema viteae, 1398 nucleotides. The record is from the annotation of a GenBank genome assembly. Lineage: Eukaryota; Metazoa; Nematoda; Chromadorea; Rhabditida; Onchocercidae.